AUGCCGUCAUCUACACCCGCAGACGAGAAACGGCAGCGCAAGAAGCUCCAGAACCGAGUAAACCAGCGAGCACGUCGUCUGCGCCUCAAAAACAACCACCAGCAACACAAGGACCAACCUACCCGUCCAUACAGCGUCCACCGCUGGCGAGUCUCAGAACACGAGACAUCACCAUCAUCACCAUCAACCUCACUAACCAAACACCACUCAUCCCCCCUAUCCCAAACACAUUCACAAACAACCACUGAACCCUCCAUACCAACCUCGCCAUCCACCCCAAGUAUCCCCCCCGACCACCUCCUCCACCUAAUAACCCACAACGUCUUCCGCGCCCUGUACACCAACAAAACCCUCCUGUACAACCACUCCACAGCCCUCCUGCCCGGCCCAACCCCCAACUCAUCCAUCCACCUCAUCCACGAAGGCCUCAUCUUCCCCAUCUACGCCACCACCAUCCCCAACUCCCACCCCUCACCUAUCCCCACAUCCCUCUUCCCCACACCCUCCCAACGAACCCUCACCCACUACUCGUGGAUAGAUCUCGUGCCGUGGCCGCGUAUGCGCGAGAAUUUGAUCAAGUGGGAAAUGUGCUUUGAUCAUGGGGAGUUCGUGAGGGAUUUGGUGGGGGGGUAUGUCAUGGAGGGGUGGGAGUUGUUUGAUGGUUUGCAGGGGCAGGAUGUAAAUGGGAGGAUUGGGGAAAGGGUGGUGGUUGAGGUUGAUGGGGAUGAUGAUGGUGAGGUUUCGGGAAAUGCUACGAAUGGGUGGAUUGUUUGGGGCGAGCCGCAUUGUAAGGAGAGUUGGGAGGUGACGCCGGGGUUUUUGAGGAAGUGGGGGUGGGUGGUUGAGGGUUGUACUAGUCUACUGAGAAAGAAGCUUUCGAUGAUCAACUAUACUGGGCUGAUUGAGCAUCUGUGGCAUAAUACUACUGGGGAGUACAUCACAAUGGGCUCUCUUGCUAUUAGUGCAGCUCACAACUGGGCUCUGUCAGAAGUGGUCAUUGCGAAAAAGACUGGUGUUAUGAAAGAGUCAAUUGACUUGGCAUAA
Messenger RNA from Aspergillus costaricaensis CBS 115574, 1044 nucleotides. RefSeq lists its product as uncharacterized. Bases 1 to 1044 code for a protein of 347 amino acids. The record is from RefSeq and is a predicted model, not a curated record. NCBI's taxonomy places the organism in Eukaryota, Fungi, Ascomycota, Eurotiomycetes, Eurotiales, Aspergillaceae. The transcript has 6 exons.